GUAGGGUUUACAACACAUCGUUAAAAAUAACACAAAAAUCUCACACAAUAAAAACCCAAUUGGCCUGCUUGCAGAAUAAACUCCACCGUUAUGGACAACUAGCCGCCACCCCCCUUUCUUUCUUCUUCGUUUUCCUUCAUACCCAUCUCAGACCAUGUUGCGUACGAAGCAGCUAGGUGUUCUGUCCCAGUCAGCUAGGUCGUUUUUUCUCAACGGGUCAAGAUGUAGUGCAGACGGGAGUUCAUGCACUUGUUCAGAAGAUGAAACUUGCACUUCUAAGAGACAAAUUACCACCACAAAUGUAGUCCGACACGCACAAAAGGCGCCCGCUUUGGUGCCCAAAGCUUCCACCGUAGUAUUGAAUUCCACGAAACCCGAGUCUAAGAUAGUUGACCGUUCAACUUCCCACCCAACAUUAUUGGUAAAACCAGAUUGUGUAAGUUAUGCUGACGAAACGGACCAGAUGCACCCGUCGGGUCUUACAACCGGUCAUUUUGUUAGAGCUGGGAUUGCAGCGGUCAACUUUCUAAAUGAUGUGGUCAGCUACAAGAUUCCGAUGACUGAAGGGAGUGCAACGGUUGACUCUGGUCAAAACUACGUGGUUGAGAAGGCCCACUCUUCGAACGUUAAAACUUACAGAAAGGUUGAAUAUGAGCCAACAUCUUCAACCAACAAUGCCAAUUCAUCAAAUGUAAAAACCUACAAAAAAGUCGAACCGCAAGCACCCGUUACAACACCAAGACUGAACGUCAAAAGCUCCACAAACAUCGGUAAAGGCAGAGCUGAAAAAUACGUGUCAGGUAAAACCCAAAAUCAGAACACGGUCAAAUCUGCAUCCGCAUCGAGAAAGUCAAAAGAUUGUGUAAAUGACUUCAUGGUAGGUCAACGCGCUCCCGAGUUUCGUGCAGCUGAAAUGUUGUCAGUAAGGGAUUCACGGGGAAUAUCAACAAAGCCCGUGCCUCAAAUGGGUCGGCAAUAUUCCGGUUCGGUCCAUAAGGUGGAGAGUGUUUCGCAGAUAUUAAGACAGCUGAAGUGGGGUCCGGCAGCCGAAGAGGCAUUAUGGAAUCUUAACUGUUUGUUAGACGCAUAUCAAGCGAAUCAAGUGCUAAAACAGCUUCAAGAUCCUUCAGUGGCUCUUAGCUUUUUUUAUUGGUUAAAACGGCAACCCGGGUUCAUACACGAUGGUCAUACUUACACAACAAUGGUCGGGAUAUUGGGUCGGGCCAAGCAGUUCGGGGCUAUCAACAAGUUACUCGAUCAAAUGGUUCAAGAUGGGUACCCACCAAAUGUGGUUACAUAUAACCGUCUUAUUCAUAGCUAUGGUCGCGCAAAUUUUUUAAACAAAUCACUCGAGGUUUUUCAUCAAAUGCAAAAAGAAGGUAUCGAACCAGACCGGGUCACAUAUUGCACGCUAAUCGAUAUUCAUGCAAAAGCGGGUUAUUUGGAUGUUGCGAUGGGUAUGUAUCAAAGGAUGCAAGAAGCCGGGCUUUCACCCGAUACUUUUACAUUUAGCGUUAUAAUUAACUGUCUUGGAAAAGCGGGUCACUUGGAUGCAGCCCUGAAACUAUUUUACGAAAUGGUUAGCCAGGGUUGUGUCCCCAAUUUGGUCACUUAUAACAUCAUGAUCGCGUUACAGGCGAAAGCAAGAAAUUAUCCGAUAGCGUUACAGCUUUAUCGCGAUAUGCAAAAUGCGGGUUUUGAGCCCGAUAAAGUGACGUACAGUAUAGUUAUGGAGGUGCUUGGUCACUGUGGGUAUCUUGAAGAAGCAGAGGCGGUUUUUGAAGAGAUGACCCGGAAAAACUGGAUCCCGGAUGAACCGGUUUAUGGGCUUCUUGUUGAUUUAUGGGGGAAAUCGGGAAACGUUGAAAAGGCUUGGGCUUGGUACCAGGCCAUGCUUAAUGCGGGCUUGCUUCCGAAUGUGCCGACGUGUAAUUCUUUAUUAAGUGCCUUUCUUCGGGUACAUAGGCUUUCGGAUGCGUAUAAUCUGGUACGGAGUAUGCACAGUUUAGGAUUAAACCCUUCUUUACAGACGUACACAUUGCUGCUUAGUUGUUGUACAGAGGCCCAAACGUCGUUCAACAUGAUGUUUUGUUGCGAGCUGAUGGGUGUCACGGGCCACCCUGCACACACUUUCUUACAAUCAAUGCCAUCCGCGGGUCCCGACGGGCAAAACGUACGUGACCACACGGGCCACUUUUUAGAUCUUAUGCAUAGCGAGGAUCGCGAGAGCAAACGCGGGCUGAUUGAUGCGGUGGUCGAUUUCUUACAUAAGUCGGGCCUCAAGGAGGAAGCGGGCUCGGUUUGGGAAGUGGCGGCCCAGAAAAACGUGUACCCGGAUGCAGUUCGCGAGAAAAGCUCGUCGUAUUGGCUUAUAAAUCUUCAUGUAAUGUCGGAAGGUACUGCAGUGACUGCGUUAUCGAGGACUUUAGCGUGGUUUCGUAGGGAGAUGCUGAAAUCGGGAAUUUGUCCAAGCAGGAUCGAUAUAGUGACAGGGUGGGGCCGGAGGAGUAGGGUUACGGGGAGCUCGUUGGUUAGGCAAUCUGUGCACGAUCUGCUUAAUAUUUUCCGGUUUCCGUUUUUCACGGAGAACGGUAACACGGGGUGCUUUGUUGGGUGCGGAGAGCCGCUUAGCCGGUGGUUGGUUGAAUCGUAUGUCGAACGGAUGCAUUUGCUGUAGGGUUGAUGAGGCUAGUAAUAAUGACAUUUUUGGGUAAUAGAUGAAGAGUGUCACCUGUUAGGUUUUUUUACCCAUGGUGGAACUGAUUAUCUUGUAUUUAUGAUCAAGAAACAAAAUCAAUCAAAUAUAUUAGUAUUAUUUCUACGCUU
Helianthus annuus (common sunflower) is the source of this 2826-nucleotide messenger RNA. Its product is annotated as pentatricopeptide repeat-containing protein At1g74750. Gene Ontology annotation, molecular function: protein binding. NCBI's taxonomy places the organism in Eukaryota, Viridiplantae, Streptophyta, Magnoliopsida, Asterales, Asteraceae. The record is from RefSeq and is a predicted model, not a curated record. Bases 155 to 2677 code for a protein of 840 amino acids. The transcript is spliced from 2 exons.